Oppia nitens is the source of this 3167-nucleotide messenger RNA. RefSeq names its product BTB/POZ domain-containing protein 7-like. The coding region runs from base 487 to 3144 and encodes 885 amino acids. Gene Ontology annotation, biological process: morphogenesis of a branching epithelium. Gene Ontology annotation, molecular function: protein binding. The record is from RefSeq and is a predicted model, not a curated record. The transcript has 2 exons. Lineage: Eukaryota; Metazoa; Arthropoda; Arachnida; Sarcoptiformes; Oppiidae.
AGCUAUUAGAGCCAACAAACACUGUGUGUGUGUGUAAUGCAGUGAAGACAUACAUUCAGUACAUUGUAUAUAAUGAUUGAGUGCAUUGACUCUCUCUCUCUCUCAAUAUUUAUACAAUGACUGACUGACUGUUGUAUUGAAAAUCCAAUAAAAUGUCUACUUUUUGAUUGAAGAGUUGUUUUUUAAUUGAUGUCAACAAACAAAUAGUUUUUGGGAAGUGAUUGAAGAGUAGUCGACACACGAAUAUAACAGACGAUGCAAUUAAUAAUCCGAGACUAGAAGUAUCACUUGAAUCGGAUCCCAUUUUUUAUCCGACAGUUUGAGUGCCAAAAAAAUCGCCGCCAAAUGAAUGGCCAAUCAAUACGACUACCAUUUGUUUUGUUGACCUGAUUUCGGUUUUUUUUGUUUGUUGUGGACACAUAUCGGUGGUAACGGAGUGAUCCAUAAUUGCUACCAAUCUGUAGGACACAACAACACUAACAUAAUAUGGGUGCCAAUCAUUCGUCUCAAAUGUCUUCGGGCAGUUCAACAGUAACAGUGCCAUCGCUGAACUCGACAUCGCAGGAGACGGUCAACUCGUGGACCUCAUACUCGGACAACAAUAGCGGUACGGGUAGUCAUAGUACACUGACCGACGGUUCGAUGAACAGUGUAAUGCCGAUCAAAGAAAAGAAACGCAAAAACUUGUCCUCAUUGGCCACUCUUCGCAAACGAUUGGUUCGCAAACGUCGUACGAGUCGAUCCUUUGAUCACUCGCAAGCUCUUCGAGAUUUCAUAUCUUCGUGGAGUACCAGAGAUAUUAAACAACUGUGUGAAGAGUACGAAUGCACCGGUUUGUUAAAAGAGUUGUCACUGUUAGCCGAAAGUGCCCGACCGCUGGCCUCGACCGCACAAAACGACUUUUGCGAGUUAUUUGACUUCAAAUAUUGUUCAGAUAUUACUCUCGUCUAUAAAGGCGUCCAAUUCCCGGUUCACAAAGCAAUUGUUUGCGUACGUUGUCCAGCCUUUCGUGAGCUGUUAGGCAAAAAACCGCCGGGAAGUUAUGUAACGGUUAACUUAGACAUAACUGGCCUUAGAGUUGAACUAUUCCACGAUUUGUUACGAUAUCUCUAUUCAGGGGAGUUGUCCGGUAGUUACGAUCCGCGAAACAAUUACGAUGUAUUGCUUCGUAUUAGCGAACAGUGCGGAGUUCCCAAUCCGUUGGCCUAUGACUUAAAACAUCUCUUGGAAACUGGUCUAUACAGUGACGCCUCACUGCUGUUUUCGCCACAACAACACCACAGAGAUUGUUCACAACAACCAGUAAAGAAGUGUCGGGCCUGUAGCGACCAAAACGAAUAUUCAUGCCAUCGAGCAAUACUAGCCGCUCGAUCGCCGUUUUUUCGAUCAGUAAUCCAACGACAGGAGCGUCGAAAAGCCGAAACCAGUGAUCCGAAUACCGUCUUACACGCCAAUCAACGAACAAAGAUUUUAUUGGACGAAAGUAUUAUUCCGCGACGGUAUGCAAGAGUAUUAUUGCAUGUCAUGUACAGAGACGCCGCCGAAUUGCACCAUCUUUUGCAAUCGUGUGUCUGUAAGUGUGUUAAUGAAGUGAAUAUCAUCGGAACCAAUACUGCCAGCGCUACGAACAACAACUCGAACACAGUCUCAACAUUGGUUUUGGUCAAAGAGGUGAUGGAUUUGUACGAAAUCGCACGCUUUCUUGAGCUCGACUUUCUCGUACAAAGCUGUGAAGAUUUACUCAUCGAUUCGUUAUCAUUGGAUUCAUUGUUAAUGAUAUUGAAGUGGUCGGAACAGCCACAUGGCUCGCCGUGGGUCAAGCGUCAGGCACUCUGUUUUAUGCGCGAAGAGUUUUCAUCAAUUGUUUCAUCAGCGCUAUUAUGUCAGUUAGAGUUAUCACAUUUGAUUGAAGCACUGAAAUCAGACUUUUUGAAUGCCAGCGAACUCGAGGUCUUACAGGCAGUUAUCAAAUGGGGUGAGAAUCGGUUAAUGAAGCGAAUGGAGGAACGGGAGCCAAAUGUUGUGUCAAACACUGCUCAUAGUUUACGUCGAGGUAUCCGUAAGAAAGAGCUAAAUGAUACGGAACUUCGGGACAUAAUAUCUGAACUAAUUUGUCACGUACGAGUGGUGCAUAUAUUACCACUGGACAGUGAUAUAUUGACCAAUGCAGCUAAAAGAGGACUCAUUAGUACACUACCACCCUAUAUGGUCGGUGAAGAUUCAGUAUUGCCCCAAUCACGCGGUAUAGCUGCUUGGUUUAGAGGUCGAGGUACGGGACCUUUUAUCAGACCGCGUUAUUUUACUCCGUAUGUCGAAGAAGCUAAAGCAUUGCUUGACGACCGAAUUGGCAGACAGGGAGAGAUUGUUUCCAAUCGGGUUUCCCGACAGAUAUCGCACAUUCCCGAUGCGCUCUAUAUGUUGGAUAAGACAAACAAUACUGUGUCACCAAUGAAUGACGUGUUUCUUGGCUCCGAUCACUACCAUCUUUGCAUAUCAUCAUCAUCUUCAUCGUCGGCCGUAUGCUAUGAAGACAUACACGAAGCCGGUUCAAGACCUCAAAUGCCUAUUCUUGAAGACAGAGUUGUUGUAUUAAUGAAACAACGAGAACAAGAACUGAAAGGUUUACCAUUAAGUCAAAGAGCACUGGCAUUGGUUUCCAAUCGAUGCGAAGCUCUAAGGCUUAUACAGCUUCGUGUGUGCCGUGAGUUUGGUCUUCCGGAUGCCGCUUCUGAUGUAUUACACGGAAACAAUUAUUCAAUGCCUGUUCUGGAAGGACCUGACGAUGGCAUUUCUCGUCUUUCAUAUGUUGCUCCCAGUGAAGUCGGCUCAUUAAGUAUACCGCCACCACCGAGACCACUGACCAGCAAUUUAUCCGGUAUAACCACCACUGUAUUGAAUGAGGACAGGGAUCUCUACAGUACGUUCAGUGAACUUAAAUUGGAAAGUUCUGUACCACGUUUGGCUCAUUUCGAUUUAGAGUCACAGUUUUCAAGCAAUGAAUCCCGUCAUACGCUUAGCGAUCUGAUCCCCGACAUAGCUAUCGCAACGACAACUGCCAUCGAAGAGUUCCAAUUGGCUCAACGAUCGGCUGAUUCAAUGGAUCUUAAAAGAGAUAUAGAGUCCGAAAGACCACGUUUUGUAUGAUUAAAGAAAAUAUAAUAAUUGUC